AUGGAUAUCAACAACAGCUCUCUAGACCGGGCCUUCAUCCUCAAAUUACCCGACGAGCUUUUGAGUAUGAUUAUUAGUCCCCUGGCGCCAAUUCUCGAUGACGACGAAUAUUUACACAAGCAAUAUCAACCCUACGAGAUGGUCGUUGCACUUUCUCUUGUGUGUAAACGAUUUUAUCGCAUUACUGUGCCGUACUUGUACGCAGAGUUAGUGAUCAACACCGGCGAUAAGACUUGGAGACGACCGACGCAAAUUUCCAAGUACCUUCAUCGCACCUUCAGAGAGAAUCCAUUGCUUUGGAAACUUUGCCGACACCUCACAGUGACCUAUGACGAAUCAAAAAUCGAUUUUCUUUAUGCUGUAACAGAUUGUCUCACCUGGCUCACUGCUGCCAAAUCUUUGACCUUCUGGGGUUUGGGGGGCAAGAAGGCAUGGGGGCUACUCCAAUUGGCCACAGAACACAUAUCUGGUUGUAAUAUUCUCUCACUCAACGCCAACUACCGCUAUACCCUUCACCUACCACUUGAAAAAGCAGGAACUGCUCCAUUCACGAAACUUCAGCUGCGCAGCUUUCUCCUAACUCCAAAAUCCCUCGAAGCACUAGUCCGUUGGCCAAGACGUCUAGAGGAAUUUGAGCUGAAAUAUUCAUCUGGGGAUGACUUCGCAACCUCAGGGCUCUAUAGUGACUGGAGCCUGGCAACAUUGCAACCAAUUCUGUACACGCACCGAAAAACUCUCCGUUCUAUCAAAAUAUACGGCCUUCACAAGAGCGGGUUCGAUGGAUUUGACUUGCGCGAGUUCGAAAACCUCGAGAAACUUAGCCUCGGGUCCGACUUUUCCGGUCAUCAACUCUUCAAUAGGAACGAAAUUUGCGAGCCCCCUCACAGUCUUCUUGCCCCGCGCCUCCGUGUCUUCCACUGGGAUUUAACACUCCUAGAUCAGCAAUGCGGUGAGAGCUUAUGUGACUUCGGCCAAGCAGAAGAAGAUUGGCUACGACUACUCGCACGCAAGGCAAUUAAACACGGAUGUCCACUUCGGAGGAUCGAAAUCACAUUUAACCCUGUUGUUGAUGGGUACAUCAGUAUUACCGAUGACAUGUAUCCGUGGGACCGAAUGGAUGCUAUGGGGGCUGAUCUACGCCCACACGGUAUUGAAGUAUCAUAUGACACUCCUAGUGUUAGUAGGGAACAGUUCUCGAUGCUUCGCAAACAUGCUGCUGAAGACAAUGCAAAGCUGGCUGCCGAAGUGGAAUGCCAAUGA
Messenger RNA from Penicillium verrucosum, 1260 nucleotides. RefSeq lists its product as uncharacterized. The record is from RefSeq and is a predicted model, not a curated record. Lineage: Eukaryota; Fungi; Ascomycota; Eurotiomycetes; Eurotiales; Aspergillaceae. Gene Ontology annotation, molecular function: protein binding. The coding region runs from base 1 to 1260 and encodes 419 amino acids. The transcript has 2 exons.